AUGUCGACUGCAAGAAUCCAACCAACAGUAUCAGCAGCUUGUGUUCUGUCUUCCACCAUCAAACACCACUUCGGUUCAACAACUCUCCGUCUCCCUACAAACGACGCUGCUGCAUUUAGACGCCAAAGAAUCAAAAGAAACCUCACUGUUUCAAUGGCUAGUGCUUCAGUUACGAAUCCUCUUGAAAUCUGUGUCAAAGCUUCUGUUACUGUCCCUGAUAAACUCGGUGACUGUCCUUUCUGUCAAAGGGUAUUGCUUACUUUGGAGGAAAAGCAUCUGCCUUAUGACAUGAAGUUGGUUGAUUUGAGUAACAAACCUGAAUGGUUUUUGAAACUAAACCCAGAAGGUAAAGUUCCUGUGAUAAAGUUUGAGGAGAAGUGGGUUUCAGAUUCAGAUGUUAUAACGCAAGCACUGGAAGAAAAGUUUCCGGAUCCACCUUUGGCAAUCCCACCUGAAAAGGCUUCAAUAGGCUCAAAGAUCUUCUCUACAUUUAUUGGAUUUCUCAAAAGCAAAGACCCCAAUGAUGGAACAGAGCAGGCAUUGCUCAGUGAGCUUAGUGCUUUCAAUGAUCAUAUCAAAGAGAAUGGGCCUUUUAUCAAUGGGGAAAAGGUGUCUGCAGCUGAUUUGGCCCUUGGACCAAAGCUGUACCAUCUGGAGAUUGCUCUGGAGCACUAUAAGAGCUGGUUGGUACCAGAAUCACUUCCCUAUGUAAAAUCCUACAUGAAGCCAAUGAAUGCAGACUUUGACUGUGGUCUUUUACCUGCCCUUUCUGGUUAUAAAAAGAGGCGAACUGCUGCCUUUGGAACAUAUAUAAACAAUGUUAUGCAGUUUAGGAAUAUGGAAACCUCUCCAUCCAUCAAUCUCUUCACUGAUUUCUUGAAGAACCAUGGAUAUGCGUAUCGAGCUUUCCUCCGAGAAUUCAACAGGUACCAAGAAGGGCACAAGAGCAAACAUGACCUCUACUGUGACAUGGUUGUUCUUGUUCAUCAAAACAAGGAUUUUCUAACAGAACUCAGAAGAGUAUUGAUAGAUUCUACAUCAAAUACUGAUGCUGCUACUGCUUAG
Messenger RNA from Dovyalis caffra, 1065 nucleotides. The record is from the annotation of a GenBank genome assembly. NCBI's taxonomy places the organism in Eukaryota, Viridiplantae, Streptophyta, Magnoliopsida, Malpighiales, Salicaceae.